UCUGGCUACGGUACCUAACUUCCAGUUCUCUUCAGCUCGGCUCGAGUGAGUAGAAACCUGUUGCUAUUACAGUCGGUUUGUCCACAGGAGAGUAAUGAGUGGCUUCUUCACAAGUGUGCGAGAAGCUGCUAGUCGGACAACUAUGCGAGAUCUUCACGAUCAGUUUUUGUCGCAGCAGUCUUCAGGAGACUCGAGUUUUUGUCAUAUGUUCGAGCUAGUCGUUAUGGUUGGCAAAUAAAAGGGGGCAGUUCGGUUUUAGUGGCCUCGAUUAGACUUGUUUCGUUGCCAGUAGUGCAUUUAACACUGCCAGUAUGCUGCCUAGGAGAACACUACAAACUAGCGCAGCCGUGUUGGUUUCUAUGAUUUGCAGUUCAGUUAUUGCAGACAACGUAAUUAAAGGCGGAUAUAUUGGAGGGUACGCAAACUGUGAUGAAGAUGGUCACGAAUAUUACGAUCAUAGACGCCACAGACAAGUGAACUACAAUAAUCAACAAGCUUACGGACAAUUUGGAUUAGCUCAACCAUUGAACCUGUUUGCGCGGGUAGUAGAAUCUACGGCGGCUGUAUUCAAGAAUACGAAUAAACAAAUAGAAUCCACGUUCAAUCAGCUGGCAAGACCAUAUGCUUCGGGAGGACAAGGCGGAUAUGGAGUAGGCGUCGGAAUCACCAUUGGGAAUAACGGAGGACUUGGACAAAACCCGUAUGGAUACGCUCCUCAAUCACCAUAUCAACCACCACCACAACAUGGUCGUCCACCGGCACCACCGCCACCCUAUGGUCGGCCACCACAUCAUGGUCCUCCUCCUUCAUCGCAUGGCUAUCCACCUCCACCAGCAUACGGUGGAUAUCCACCAGAUCAUCAAGGACACCACCACGGUCACGGUCAUGGGCAUGAAUAUGGUCACGGAAAUGAGCAUGGGCAUGGAAAUGGGCAUGAAUACGGCCACGGAAAUGGACAUGGGCAUGAAUAUGGCCACGGAAAUAGUAAUGGACAUGAGCAUGGUUACAACCAUCACCACGGAAACGGAGACUACAGACCGCCAAUUUCACAAGGUCCCCCAAAUAAAUACCCCGGUGGAAUACCCAAUCAGUUUCCGGGAGAAGCGCCUCCUUCAAGACCAAACUCUCCAAAUGAUCCGUUCCUUCCUCCAUCAAAUCCAAAACCAAUUCAACCCACAGGUCCCUUUCCAAGCUCAACAUAUCCACCAAUAGUUCCUGCUCCAGCUCCAGCCCCAUCACCGUCAAUUGUUCCAAAACAACCACCUGCACCGGUACCACCACCACCAGCUCCAGUAGCUCCUCCACCAUCACCGAUCGCCCCACCACCCCCUGCGGUAACACCAACACCCACUGAAGACAUUGAAGAUGUUACCUAUGAUCUAGAUAUACGAGGCGAGUUUAAUGAAACCGACACUCGAAAGCGUCGUCAAGUAUUGCCAAAUCUUUUCUCCUCGAUUGGUAAUAUCGUACAGUCUGGCCUAAACCUCGCAAAUCCAAAUAAUUAUAGACAACCAGGUUCAACGCAACAAGUGUUUCCACUUUUCAAUAAUUUCGGACAACGCCCAGCCUUUGGGCAGCCAUCAACGCAACGACCAACCGAAUUCAACGAGUUCCAACAGUCAACGCCAUCCCGACCACAAAGAAUUCCGCAAACAACCAGCAAUACCGAACCAGCACCGGAACUACCCGAGCUAAACCUUCAACAGCUUGGCAACACCGACAUCACAUGGACGUACGAAAACAUCGGUGUCGACCGAGGUAGCAUACGCGUUCGCCGAAAUUCAGAUUUCUACUUUCCAACGGAUGACGACGAGUUUCGACCAACCCCCUACAGACCGCUGCACAAACCAACGCGGCCUUCCAGCAGUUCUCAAGCUGUCGCACAGUCACAGUCCGAGAAUACCUGGGGUACAUUCCAACCGGGCAGCAGUUCUCAAUCUGGCUCACAGUCGCAAUCCGAGAAUACCUGGGGCGGUUUCCAGCAGAGCAGUGGUUCACAGUCUCAGUCGCAAUCUACCCAGAACGAGCUGGGACUGUUCAACCAAAACUCCGCCGGCAGUACCUCCGGGAACAUCGCAGUCGACGGUUCAUCCGGUCAGCUGAGUGCCGCUAAUACAAUGCAGCAGAGCUUCCAGACGGCCGAUUCGUCGGGCAGCAAAAAUACCGCCCAAAGUCAGUCGGCAAAUUUUGACAAGGAAGGUAACCUCGCACUGUCUUCGUCCAACGCCAACACGAACUCCGUUCGGGAGAAGAACAAAUUCAAGGAACAGUCGAAUGCUGGUUCGUCAUCAACGCUGCAGAACCAGCACGGCACCUCGUCCAGCAAUGCGCAAACCAAUUCGGAGACGUUCUUCGAGAAUGGUUUGCAGGGUAACAAAAACACGGCCUCCAGCCAGUCGCAGCAAAUCAACAAGGACGGAUCCGUGUCCGGGUCGAACUCGAACACGAUGAGCAAUACCUUUACCGGUCCGAACGGGCAGCAAGGUUCGUCGUCUUCCAGUCACUCGUCCAGCUUCAAUCAGGGCGGAUCCGGAUCAACGUCCGGCGGAGGUGGGUCUUCGUCUUCGGCCAGCUCGUCGUCUGGAAGCUCGUCGUCUUCAAGUUCAUCUUCCUCCAGCUCCGGGACUGGGGGCGCUUUCAGUAUUAGCGGCUCGUUUGCUGGUUUGCCUUCGUUCGGACCGUUCCCGAAUCUGUUUCAGCAGUUUAAAAAUCAGCUGGGGAGUACGGGAAAAUAGUGUGUAAUUCAUAGAAUAGAAACAAUGGAAUAAAGUAAAAGUUGAAGGUUGCUAUUUA
This is a messenger RNA of Topomyia yanbarensis, 2793 nucleotides long. Its product is annotated as trithorax group protein osa-like. Bases 312 to 2735 code for a protein of 807 amino acids. Lineage: Eukaryota; Metazoa; Arthropoda; Insecta; Diptera; Culicidae. The transcript has 2 exons. The record is from RefSeq and is a predicted model, not a curated record.